Filobasidium floriforme is the source of this 1525-nucleotide messenger RNA. Its product is annotated as Josephin-domain-containing protein. Gene Ontology annotation, cellular component: nucleus. The transcript has 10 exons. The coding region runs from base 55 to 1167 and encodes 370 amino acids. Gene Ontology annotation, molecular function: cysteine-type deubiquitinase activity. Lineage: Eukaryota; Fungi; Basidiomycota; Tremellomycetes; Filobasidiales; Filobasidiaceae. Gene Ontology annotation, biological process: protein deubiquitination. The record is from RefSeq and is a predicted model, not a curated record.
CCGUCAACCAACGCCCUUCAGCACGGAGACGACUUACUAACAGGAAACCAAAUCAUGGAUCUCGUACCUUUCAUUUACCAUGAGAAGCAGGACCGGGACGGGUCGAUGCUGUGUGCUCAACACUGUCUAAACAACCUUCUGCAACAAGGCCUUUAUUCGCCUGGCGAUUUAGCAGACUUGGCAGCGGACCUUGAUCAGCAGGAGAACGCCGAAUUGAGUACCGCUCAGCAGAGCAGGGAUAGCAACAACGCGGAUGGGACCGGGUUCUUCUCGCUCGCCGUCUUGGAGAACGCCUUGCGAGUGUUUGAUCUCGAGUUGGUUAGGUGGCGAAGUGAAGAGAUGAAGCCUUAUCACGACAAGCCCGAGGAACAAUCCGCCUUUAUCAUGAACCUCUCGCAACACUGGCUCCCUCUUCGCCGAUUCGCCGGCCGUUCCGACAGGUGGUACAACCUCAACUCUCUCCUCGUCUCUCCCGAAUGGCUCAGUAGCGAAUAUCUAAGCUUGGCCAUCAAUACUGCCGAGGAUGAAGGACAUUCGGUUUUUGUCGUACGGAGCAAGGACGCUCAAGAGCAGGAACAAGGGAUCUCGGCUCUGCCGGAGUGUCAAGCGGAUCUGAUGGGAUUGCAGUUAGGGUCGCCUUCCGCAGGCGGACAUGCCGGGUUUUCGGAUGACGUUGUCUCUACGUCCACUCAACGAUCUCAGGCUGAAUUUGAGAGGUUCCAGCGCGAACAGAUGCAAGCUUUCCAGGAACAACAAUACAACAGCGGCGGGUUGAGGAACCGUACUGGAGCUGGAGGGCCUCAAGAAGGGACGUAUGCCAGUGCUGCUCAAACCCAAACCCCGGCCACCUUGAACAGGUUCCAGCGAACCCGAAUGGAGGAAGAAGAAGAUCUGAGAAAGGCGAUCGAGGCUUCGUUGGCCGAAUCGGGAGCGGGGUCGACUUCCGGGGCGGAGGCGGAGAACCAAGGCACGUCGCUCGCAGCUUCCGGGUUGCGAUCGGAUGUGCGGACGAAUGAGACGGUUCCUCUUGUUGCUUCUGAUCAGCCGGUCGACGAGAUGUUGACGACGACGACGACGACGACAAGCCUUGAAGCGUCUGAGAGCAAGGGUUUCGUAGAUGGGCUGGUGUCGUCUGUAUUCGAGGUAUGUUCAGUCGGUUCUGGAUGAGGGAAAUGAUCUUGACACCGAGUCUCUUUUGCAUCGUUCAGCCCGGCGUCAACGUACCUCUUUUUCAAGCGAUGAAUGCAUCCUUCUUCUUCCUCAUACUGUCACUCCUCUUUCUCGGGUACAUGACAGACUGGAACAAGCACGUCUUGUUUUUGAUGCUCGUCAGUACCGGUCUGUGGAUGACAAUGAUUUGGUUUGUGCAAGAAAUCACUAGAGUACAGCAGUCCCAGCAGAAUACACCACCUAGUGCAGAGAUAACGACAGAACCAGAAAACGAGUCAGAUCAGUCGAAGAAAGAUUUGUAGUUGGCAACAUCUGGUUUACAUCCUAGACAUACAAAAUGGCAGCGAAGCUACAA